This is a messenger RNA of Brachypodium distachyon (stiff brome), 2057 nucleotides long. RefSeq lists its product as uncharacterized. Bases 641 to 1882 code for a protein of 413 amino acids. NCBI's taxonomy places the organism in Eukaryota, Viridiplantae, Streptophyta, Magnoliopsida, Poales, Poaceae. The transcript is spliced from 13 exons. The record is from RefSeq and is a predicted model, not a curated record.
GCGUCACAUAUGCAUGAGCAAUAGAAAAUUGACUAAUGUCAGAAUAGAUAAUGGAUCAUGGAGUAGCAUAUAAAUUAAACAGCAUUGUCUGACGAAACUGAAGGAAAUCGCAGGGGCUACGGAAGGUGAGGGAGGGAAUAGGGGCCCCACUGGUCAGCCUCGACGGUAUCCCCUUUAAAAACGGCCAAAAGCUCCAACGACGGCUGGGCGCCAUUUCCGAAAGCUUGUCUUCCCCGCCAACGCAACACCGACAGCACGCCUCCUUCUUCUGCUGCUUCUUCUUCUUCGUCGUCGUUGCCCUGGGACCCCUGUCAGUGGAAUUCUGCGGCAGAUAGAUCAGUUGCACAUCCGGCUUGCUGCUAGCUUCUCCAACUCUGUAUUUGGCCUCAGAAGGUGGGAAGCUUCUUGCAGCCACUUUUGGCUCUUAAUCUGAUGUCGACAUUGAUUCGAUCGAUCGAUCCCUCGUGAGCGACAUAAUUGGCCCGGUUCCCUCUCUUAAUUGGCACCCAAUUGACUAACGAAAAGCAAACCUCUUGACUUAAACCACUGCACCUUUCUCCCCACCGAUCAACCCUCGGUUCAUUAUCUGCAACAUUGAUCGAUCGGCUAAACUGCAAACUUUGCAGGAGGAGAUCAGUCGAUGGGGUGUUUUAUAUCCAAGCCGGAUGAUGCCAGCGCGAUCAUCAGGAGAAGGCCUGCGAGCAUCGGCGAGGUGGCGGUGUUCGUGCCGGGGCUGCGUGUCCCCGAGAGCCUGGAGCUGGCCCCGCCGCUCCUCGACAGCCUCCCGAGGAGGCUCACCGAGCGGCUGGCGGCGUCGAGGGACCGCGUCGCCGUCAUGGCCACCCGGGAGGCGCUGUCGGUCACUCGGCCACGCAGGCGCAUCGGCACGCAGCAUGGGGGAUCCACAUCAGCUGAUCUUGUGCAGGCCUUGGAAGAGUACCUGCCAAUUAUCCUAGGACUGACAAAAGAUGGGAGCGAGCUGGAAGACAAGAUACAAUUCGCGUGGAUGAACCAAGAAGACGAUGCAGAGGAAACGACAUUGGCCAGCGCGUGGUACGAGGCGCUGUCAGUCCUACACAUGAUGGCCAUGCUGCGGCUGUCGCAGGCCAACUCCCUGCUCCUCCCAAAGACAUCCCUCGAAGGUUACCAUGCCAAAGUGUCCGAAGAGAACAAGCGGGCUUCAGUGGAGAUAUUCCUCAAGGCGGCCGGGUACCUCGAGUGCGCCAUGCAGCAUAUUCUUCCCAGGAUGUCGCCUGAAAAGAGGAAAGGUCUUCCUCUGGACCUGUCUGAAAGUGUCCUGAAAGCCACCUGCAUGCAAGCUCUUGGUCAGGCAAUUGAUGUUCAACUUGGGCUAGCCAUUGACAGUCCAAAGGCCACCUUGGCUGUGAAAAGGAGGCUUGCAUGUGAGAUGGUUAAGUGCUGGCACCAGGCACAUGAGAGCCUUGCAGACCUACCUCUGCUUGACGGCUGGGGCGAGAAGCACGGGCUGUUUGUCAAGUGGAAGCACAUGGAAGCAAAAGCUGCAGCAUACUACUACCACGGGCUGAUCCUGGACGAAGGCAACAGCGAGAAAUCUCACCGGACAGCCGCGGCGGCGCUGCAGACGGCGGAGGAGUCGCUCAAGGAGAGCAGGGCCGUCUGCGAGGCCUUCCAUGCCGCAUCUCCCGUCUCAAGGAGCCCGGCAAUGUGGGGGUCGAUGAAGUACCUCCACGACAAGAUCCACAAGGACUCCUCCUGCAAAGUGCGCAUCAACAAGGACCUCUACAGCAGCAAUGUCGACACGGCGCUGCCGGAGCUGCCGGACUUCGCGGUGGCUCUCAAGCCGGAGGAGUACCGGCUUCCUUGCUUCAGCAGUACAGAUGCCGCCUCUGCAAAUGACUAGCUCAGUCAGUAAUUGUGUAGUGUACCUGCUUUGCCGUCCGAUGGAUGGAUCAUGGAUGGAUAAACUGAUUCAUACAUUACACACGCACGUUACAAAUUACUUGUCACAACUUUUUCUACAAACGAUGUUUACUGCGUAGAUUCGCUCAUUUUGAUGAAGAAAAAUGCGACACUUA